Dovyalis caffra is the source of this 1095-nucleotide messenger RNA. Lineage: Eukaryota; Viridiplantae; Streptophyta; Magnoliopsida; Malpighiales; Salicaceae. The record is from the annotation of a GenBank genome assembly.
AUGCCUCCAAAGCAGCAAUCAAAAUCCGAUGCGGCAAAGAAGCAAAAGAUCGUCGAAGAUAAAACUUUUGGUCUAAAAAACAAGAACAAGAGCAAAAACGUUCAAAAAUACGUCCAAAACCUCCAACAAGCCGUCCAGCCCAAACUAGACCCGAGUAAAAUCGCCGCGAAGAAAAAGAAAGAGGAAGAGAAAGCAAGAGAAAAGGAGCUGAAUGAUUUGUUUAAAGUUGCUGUUAGUCAACCUAAAGUGCCGGUCGGUGUCGAUCCCAAGUCUAUAUUAUGUGAAUUUUUCAAGGCAGGGCAGUGUGCUAAAGGUUUCAAGUGUAAGUUUUCACAUGAUUUGAAUGUUCAGAGGAAGGGUGAAAAGAUUGAUAUUUACAGUGAUAAGCGUGAUGAAGAAACCAUGGAGGAUUGGGAUCAAGAGACGCUGGAAAAGGUUGUGGAGUCAAAGAAGAUGGAAUAUAACCAGAACAAACCAACUGAUAUUGUUUGCAAAUACUUUCUGGAAGCAGUGGAGAAGAAACAAUAUGGCUGGUUUUGGGCUUGCCCAAAUGGGGGUAAAGACUGCCACUACAGACAUGCUCUUCCUCCAGGAUAUAUUUUAAAAUCUCAAAUGAAGGCGCUUCUUGAAGAAGAAGCCAACAAAAUUCCUAUUGAAGAAGAGAUUGAAAAUCAGCGUGCGAAAUUAACAGCCUCAACUCAAAUGAGUCCCGAUCUGUUUAUGCAAUGGAAGAAGAAAAAGGUGGAAGAAAGAGAGGCUGGCUUGGCUGCAAAACGAGCAGAAAGGGCUAAGAAUGAUAGGAUGAGUGGUCGGGAGCUUUUUCUCUCCGAUUCAAGUGUAUUUGUGGAUGAUGCUGAGGCAUAUGAAGAUUACCAGAGGGAAGAAGAACCUGAGGUUACUGAAGAGAAGGCCAAGGUCAAUUCAGCAGCAGGACCAAGUAUGUCAGCAAGGGCAGUUGCUGAUACAGAAGCGGCCCAACCUGAUGAGGAUGAAGAUGAUGACGAGCUGGAUAUGGAUGAGCUAAAUGAGCUUGAAGCAAGCUUGUCAAAAACAUCUAUUCAAAUCCACGAGCCAGGUAUUAAGGCUUCAUCAUGA